Molecule: messenger RNA, 795 nt
Organism: Penicillium antarcticum
Lineage: Eukaryota; Fungi; Ascomycota; Eurotiomycetes; Eurotiales; Aspergillaceae
Exons: 1
Coding region: 1-795 (264 amino acids)
Biological process (GO): secondary metabolite biosynthetic process
Cellular component (GO): cytoplasm; nucleus
Source: RefSeq, a predicted model, not a curated record
AUGCAGUCGUCGGAGUUUGCGGGCGAGAUGGCGCCUGGCGCAGAACGUACCCUAGACCUCCCGCGCAUUCUUUGCCUCCAUGGGGGCGGCACAAAUGCGCAAAUAUUCAGGGCCCAGUGCCGUGUCAUUCGUGCCCACCUAGCGGAUUCAUUUCGUCUCGUAUUCGCUGACGCGCCAUUCCCCUUUCAGCCCGGCCCAGACGUGACACCCGUAUACAGCGAUUGGGGGUCGUUCCGAGCUUGGCUACCGCGGCCAGACAUGAUGGAGCUCAAUGUCGACAGAAUUGAUGGUUGCAUUUCUGCUGCUAUGAGGGCAGAUGACCAAGCUGGCGCAACAGGCCAAUGGGCUGGUUUGAUAGGGUUCAGCCAGGGGGCCAGCCUAGCUGCCAGCCUGCUAUUGAGGCAGCAAAGAGACAACGAGAGUCAGGCCUCCAGUUGGGGUAUGGGAUGCAGUGUCAAGAACCCAAGCCCUGGAUAUCGCUUCGCUGUUUUAUUUGCUGGGAGGGGCCCGCUAAUGGACAUGGGUUCUUCUGGUGAUAACACUCAGUUCGGAUCUGACCUGCUGCGGCUGCCGACCAUUCAUGUACAUGGCCUGCAAGACCCUGGGAUCGAGAUGCACAGGAGCCUGCUGCACUGCUGCCUGAAAUCUAAUACGAGACUUGUAGAGUGGGAUGGAAACCAUCGAAUGCCCGUUACAACCAAAGAUGUUAGUGCAGUGGUGGCUGAGAUCCAAGGCUUGACUCUCAAUCUUCAGGCGGCCGACUCUUCAGGUAAAGAGUGCUGCAGGAAAUGUUAG